AGGGGCUCCUCGGGUGAUGGGAGAAGGGAUCCAUGGAUAACACGGCCUUGGGAGCGCUGCCAUCCAUGGGCACAUCAGGGGCCUCUCCAGGGGUCCCAGCUCCGUGGGCAGUCCCUGGGGGUUGGGUGGGGAAGGGGAGCACGGCUGAAGGGUUUGGAGUCCAGAACCCCUGUGAGCAGAGGUGUGGGGAGAGUGGAGCUGUGGAGACCUGAUCCCACAGUGGAUAAAGCUGGAGUUUCACCCAUCUUCUGACAACAUUUUCCCCCCCCGAAAAUAGAAUUCCUGCUUCUCUUGAGCUGUAACAGUCAUGGCAGGCAAAAUCCCAGGUGGUUGUUUGGAUACUGUGUCCUCAGCAAAGCCUGACAGAACUUUUGUGAGUGUCCCAAGGCUUUGCUGCCCUUGGCAUGAAACCCAAGGUUUCAUCCCAAGGUUUCGUCAAGAACAUCUCCUUGGAGAGCUGCAGGUGGGCAGCAGAAUGGAAACCCAAAGUGCACAGAUUAAAAAAAUGACAAAAAAUCACUAAAAAAAAAAUCCCAAAAAAAGCUGAGUGUUGCCCUCAGCAUCUGUUCCAGAAGGGUCAGACAUCCCAUUGCCAGGGCAAGGCCUGGGGCACCGGCUGGGGGAAGGUGAAGGGGCAUUCCCAAAGAACAUAUCUGAAGGAAAUACAAUUCCAGUGGCUUUUUUGUUCUCCAGUGGCAUCCCAGAACCAUUUCCCCCCCUGGUUAGCCAGUGAGCUGUAAUUACAAUCCUGGUUUCUCAGUGGCAUCACCUGGAGCACGACCCCGUGCCGGUCACUCCGCGGUUACUCCACGUUGUGGCUCCGUCGUGCUCCAGCCUGGGCUUGGUCCCUGCAGCCGCCAGGUGCCUUCCUGUCCCUCCUGCCCAGCCCAGGGCAGGAGCUCUGCCAGGGCUGCCUGAGGUGACAUCUCUGCACUGAACCAUCUCCUGGGGGACUUCAUCACCGUUUGCUCAUCCGGUGGGUUUUGUGCCGAUCCAAGAGCCCCCUUUCCUCAGUGGUUCAGUUCCCCUGGCUGGGUGAACUCUGGGAGGUGGCAGAGCCCCAGUUCCUACCCAGAAGGCUGUGGAAGAGGUGCCCUUGGGUGCUCCCAAGGCAGCCUCAGCCCUCACACGCUCUUUGCCAAGCCCAGCUUUAAAAUAAAACCUUCCCAGCUGCUUCUUCCAGAGGUGAAGUUCAGUUCCUGCCUCCCCUCCCAGCCCGGGGUGCCCAGGGAGAGCCCUGGGCAAGGGGAGGCUCUGAGAGGGCGUGUGGGGGCUCUGGGUCCAUGAUUUGGGAGCGUGGCUGUUGGCCUGGGGAAUUCCGUGCUUUGGACACCACAGGCCAGGAAAACCCACCCAAACAGGAGAGUGUUUGUGUGCUUUGGGCACCACAGGCCCCCAAACCCAACCAACCAAGGGUGGGGAGGGCCCUGAUUCUGAGGAGACCUUGUAGUGUCUGUUCACAGGGUGAGGGGCGGGGGCUCCGUGGAAUGAAAACCCCCAAAUGUGAUGCACAGGAAAGAGCUGAGGGGCUGGGGAGCUGUGCCAGGGCAUAUCCAGGGCGUAUCCAGGGCAUAUCCAGGGUGUAUCCAGGGUGUAUCGGGGGUGUAUUGGGGGUGUACCCAUCUUGCUGAUGUUGAGUCUCUUGGGGACUUGCUGUGAACUGGUUUAGACUGGGGCUCCUUGGGUUGGUGCUGCCCCCAGAGAAUUCCCGUGGCCUCGUCGCCGCUGCCACCGCACACGCCGGGGCUGGAGCUGUUCCUGCACUUCCAGAGGGCACUUCCCAUCCCUGUUGGCUCCUGGCUCCAUGACAUGUCCUGUCCCUCUCGCUCUUCUCCUCCUGACUUGGUUGUUUCCCUCUUCAGGGCAAAAGGAAUGUGCCACCCUGGAACCCCGACUGUGCUGGGCUUUAGGAUUGAGUCUGGUUUUCCAGAGCAGCCUGGGCAGGGCAGAGCUGGAGGCUCCUUGGAAGCCUUUGGCCUUGGAGGCUGUCGGGUGUGUUGGUGUUGGGAGCAGUCGUGUGUAUCCCUGAAAAGCCUGGAUUUAGGUGUUUGUUUGGGCCUGCUCUGCCCUUGGGGCGGUGUCGGAUGGAUCCGUUCCCUUUGCUGAGCCUGGAUUUGGGUUGUGGUGCUUUGCAGGUGUGAUGGACCCGUCACAACUCUUCCCUUUGGGAUCAGAGCAUUCCAGAACCGGAGCUCGAGGAGGGUCCUGUGUCUGCUGUCCCAGGGCAGCAUGUGAGAGCUCCAUGUGCUGGGAAUGGGGACUCCAACCUCUGUCCAUGGGCUGGGAGGGACUUUGUGCCAGGGAUUUUUAGUGCUCUGUAUUAAUAAGUAUUGUCUCGGCUGGUUUGGGGUUGUGGACAGAAGGUACUGACAGGGGGGGUUCUCCAUCCAAGCAAGAAACAGAUUUUGAGCAAAAAAGGGUCCCAAACUCGAGAACAUCCCAAACUUGAGACCAUCCCAAACUUGAAAAUGUCCCAAACUUGAGAACAUCCCAGACCCGAGAACAUCCCAAACUUGAGAUCAUCCUAAACCUUAGAACAACCCAAACUCUGGAAUAACCCAAACUCAGGACCAUCCCAAACUUGAGACCAUCCCAAAUUUGAGACCAUCCCAAACUCAGGAUCAUCCCAAACUUGAAAACAACCCAAACUGAAGACCAUCCCAGCCCCGGGUGUAGCUCAUCCCACCUCAGAGGAGCCGAUGACCCCGAGCUCCCGUUUCCCGGGGGGACAUUCUCGACUCCAGAGGCGGUGCCGGAUCCCAGGCUCCGGAGUUGGGCUCUCUGAGCACACCGUGCCCUUCCUGGGAAAUCUGAGGGCAGCUCGGGGAGAAGUUUGAAGUCGUGGUUUUACCUCUGCAGGGCAAGAUCCAAACCCCAAACCCCCGUGGCCGGGGGAGCGGCGCAUUCCAGCCCCGGAAUUCUGCAGCAUUAAUUAAUAAUUCCAGGUGUCAGUUAAUUAGUGACGUGUGGCAGGUGACACGAAUGGGGACCUCGGGGUUGGACCAUCUCUAGUGUUCAGUUCAGUGAAAGUUUAAGACUCUUUGGAAGAUGGGUUGGAUCAACUCUGGCUUUGGGAUGAGAAGGAGAUUUCUGAUCCUGGUUUCCCUCCAUGGUUGCUGCUGGUGGGAAUUCCUGGCAAACCCACUUUUCCACGGACAUUUAUGACUGAACUUUGUGACAGAUGUACAGAAAAUGAAACAAUUUGGCUCCUCAACGUUGACUUUUCUCAUCCAAACCUCACUUACCUCAUCCCUGGAAGGGCUUUGUGGUGAUCUCCUGCUUGGAUUUGUACAGGAAUUCCCUGUGUUUCCGGGGGCUGUCCCCCCUCCCAGCAACAGUGGGACAGUGGGACAUUCCCCUGUGUAAAGUGUAUUUUUGUAUCUGAUGCUGAUGGGGAGGGAGGGAUGUUCUUCCCUCCCCGGCGUCGGGGCUUUUCUAGAGGGCAGAUCCUUCCCCUUCUAUUUUUGAUUCCCUCAGAUUCCUUGGACAAGAUGUAAACUAUGAAAAAAAAUCUUUUAUCCUGUAAUUUUGAUGCUCAGAGGUAGUUUUGCAGAACUUUGUAGGAAUUCUAGGAAUGCUGUAGAGAUUCCCCUGCUGGUGGUGGGUUUGGAGCGAGCUCUGGGGUGUGUCCCGAGGGCCUCACGUGUGUCCUGCCGUGGGCAUGGCAGUUGUUCCUUGUUCCUCACAGCUGUUCAUGGUCUUCACGGUUGUUCCAUGGUCCUGGCAGUCGUUCCAUGGUCCUGGCAGUCAUUCUGUGCUCCUCCCCUUCUGUGGCAGUGACUUUGCACUGAGACUUCACCCCUUUCCCUGCUCCUCUCUCUCAUCAUCCCAAGGUUCAAACUCCAAACAGUGGCUCACUGGCCACAGCACAUCUGGAAAAAUGGCUUUGUGUGGAAAAUCCACCCCUUUCCCCUUUCCCCCUUCCCCUUUCCCCUUUCCCCUUUCCCCUUUCCUCUUUCCCCUUUCCCCUUUCCUCUUUCCCCUUUCCCCUUUCCCCUUUCCCCUUUCCCCUUUCCCCUUCCCUUCCCUUCCCUUCCCUUCCCUUCCCUUCCCUUCCCGACCUGUAUCCUGUUAAUUUGCAUGUAAUUCCCAUAUCACAUCCCUGCUAUUCCCAUGGGAAGCUCCAAGCUCCUCCUCUUUCUCUGGACCUGCUGUGGCUUUCCCAAGAACAGGCAUUUUGCUCCCUCGGGCACCUCCAGCUCCGAGCCCUCGGAGCCCUGAGCUCUCCAGGGCACAGCACUGAUCCAAGGGGAAGGUCCAGUGUAAUCCCAGGGCCUUGGAUUCAGUCUGGAAGGAGCCAUUGCUUCUCAUUCCAGCUUGGAGCCAAGGCAUGUUCCAUCCCCAGGACACAGGGAAGGGGAACAUCCUGCAUCCCAGAGCCCACGCUGUGCGGACAGUGACCAUUCCCAAAUAUCCCACUGUUGUUCCGAGUGCCUUAAAUCCAUCCAGAUCCCAGCAAAGGUAUUUCUGUUCCCUGUGCUCUUCCUCUUACACCUCUCAGCUACUUAUCCCUGUAUCCCAGUCAGUCCAUCCCUGUAUCCCAGUCAGUCCAUCCCUGUACCCCAGUCAGUCCAUCCCUGUACCCCAGUCAGUCCAUCCCUGUAUCCCAGUCAGUCCAUCCCUGUAUUCCAGUCAGUCCAUCCCUGUAUCCCAGUCAGUCCAUCCCUGUACCCCAGUCAGUCCAUCCCUGGUGCCAUCCCGGAGCCCUGGCUGCAAUUCCAGCUCCCAGUGGAGCCAGACGGGACGUGGUCACUGGGAGCUGCCCCAGGGACCCCCGAGGAUUCAGAAGGACCCCCAAGGCCCCUUCCCCUCCCUUGCUGGACUUGCCAUGGAUUUGGGAUGCAGGGAUAAUGUGGUGUCUGUGUCCUGCCAUCAGCUCCAGAUGGAUCCCAGCUCCAACCUGGGCGUCGGAUGUGUCCGAGCAGGAGAGAAACUGGGCUUGAAAGCACCGAAAAAAUGGGUUAUCCCUCUUUUUCUGCUUGAAUAGAACUAAUAUUUAAUACCAAAUAUUUUAUUAUUUAAGGUGUAAUUUAAAAUAAAAACUCCCUGGCCUGUAAAUAUUUUCCCCUUGUGGAAUAUAAAUAUUCCUCUGAUGAAUUUUGAGGGUUUUUUUGCAAUGAAAAAUGAUUUUCCAGCCCAAACAGUCCCAGAGAAAUCCUUGAAGAGCUUUUCCUUCUUAAAAUUGUUCAUCCCUUCCGUUGCAGCCGAUGCCAAGAGCAGAGAACGCCGGGAAUAUUGUAUGGAAUUGACACCCUCUGGCCUCGGCCUGGUUUGGGUCAGGCUUUCCCUGGUCAGGGUCGGCAUUUUCCUAGUUUAUGUUGGACCUUCCUUGGCUGGGGUCAGGAUUCCCAUGGUUGGGAUCGGCCUUUCCCUGGCUGGGAUCACAGGAGGCACACAGGGAAGGACUCCUGGCGUUGGAGCUGGGUGGGUGCAGCCGGAUUCCGGAGUAUCCCGGUGCUGCACGUGGAUUUAUGGCCAAUUUCUGAACAAGACCUGACCCCCCACACCACUCCGUAGCCAUUUUCCCAGCAUCCAUGGGAGUGACAGCCUUUCCCAGGGCUUUCCCAUUUGGCUGAGUCCAGCAGGACUCCAGGGUUGGACUGUGAGAUGGACAAGGAGAGACCUUGGGAUUAAAAGCAUCCUUGGGAUUCCAGGGAGGAAAAUGGUUUCUUCCUCCAGCAGGAGCAUCCCAGGGGUGAGGGAUCUGUGGGAAGAGGGCUGGGAUUCUGCUGGGAUACUGCUGGGAGAGGCAGGAGCAUCCCGAGGGCGAGGGGUGGUGGCUCCGAGCGCUGGGAGCGUGUCCCGGCUCCUCCCUCCCUCCCUCCGCCCCAUCCUGGUUGUUGCUGUAAAUAGGGACUAUUUAUAUAAAUAUAUUCCAGAGGUUUCUAAAGUCCCCCGAAUCCUGUUUUCCUCAGAGCUUUUGGCUUUGCCGAGAACUCCUCGAGCAGGAGAUUUGCACCUUCCAAGGGCGUCGGUACAAACGAGCCCAGUCCGACCCACCGCGGGUACUGGGCGGGGCCGGGAAUUCCGGGGGAAUUCCAGGGGGCCGAGGGCUGAGAAUGGAACGACUCGUUCCCUUUUUUUACCCCCGUUCCCGUUUUCCCCGGGCCGGAGCAGCCCCAGGGUGUCCCUGGCGUUGGCCUCGGGCUCACGGAGCAGGUCGUGGAUUUUCCCUUUCGUUCCUUGUCUCUGUCUUUGCCUUUCGUGUCCGACCCGGGAGCGACGGCGGUUGGGAGGAGUUUGGGUGGAAAGGCCGAGUUUUAUGGACAUUUUUCUGGAUCUGAUGUUUUCCAAACCUUUUCUUUAUCCCACGCCAAGUCCUGGCACGGGAUCUGCUCCAGGCGGUCGUGGAGUGGGUGAUAUCCAUGAUAUCCGUGAUCCUCCCCCCAGUCUCCAGGGCUCUGGGGGGGUUGUGCAGGGGGAAUCUGCUCCGAGGAAUCCCCACAAAUCCCUCCGUAGGCUCCUCACCCGUCCACUCGGACACGGGGGAGUAUUCCCGAUUCGUUGCUGUUCCGUUGGAGCUUCCGGAGUGGCAUCUCCAGGGCUUUCCGUCCUUCCCAGGGGUUUGUUGGGCUCGGGCUCAGUGGGAACGUUCGGCUCUUUGACUGUUAAGCACAAACCAGGGAUUGAGGGCCCAUCCCCCAGGAAAACCCUCCGGCUGAGGGACCCGAAAUUCCCGUUCAAACUGAAAAUGAACCAAAACUGGUGGGGUUUUAAGUUGUUCCUGGUUUCUGGGAGAGUUGGAGGCUCUGGGAACACAGGGGUGCCUGGGAGCUGCCAGGUAGCUCCGGAGGGAGCAGAUUCCAUCCGGGAUGGUCCAUGGCCAUCCCAGGGCACCCGUGGCCAUGCUCAGUUCUUGGCCUUGGCUCAUUCUGGGAUAAGCCCUUGGGAAUGGCCCCCUCUGCCAUCCCCGUGUCCCAGCUGAGGCAGAGCUAAUUCCAGGCUGUGGGAUGUGAGGUGGAGCCUUUCCUGAGGACUGGAGACCCCAUAAAUCCAGGAAUCCCAGCAGGGGAAGGCGUUGCUGCCGUGGGGAUGGGGAUCCAUGGAUUUGGGAAUGUUGCAGUGGUGGUACCAGGCCCAGGUUUUCAGUGUCGCUCCACAGCUCCUUUUCCCACUCUUCCCAAAAUCCCGUCGUGGUGUCCGGAGUUUCCCUGGAAAUCUGCCGGGCGGGGCCGUCCCGAGGGAGGGGUUUUCCUGGUGGGAAGAGCGAGUCGGGGGGCACUCGAUGCCUUUCCUGCCGUGCCGGGCUGUGCUCUGUAAAGCAAUAAAACCACGGAGCGGCCCCGAGGGAGGGAAAUCCCGGGAGCUGAUCCCGAAUCCCGGGAGCUGAUCCCGAAUCCCAGGAGCUGAUCCCGGGAGCUGAUCCCGGCCUGCUCCAGGCGACCUCUCCAGCGGGAAGGGGCAGCACAGGGGGUGCCCCCGGGGGUCCUUAAUUAGUGCAAUGACGUGGGGGAGCCUUUUCUCAUGAUGCCAACUGCCCUUAAAUGUUGAAUCCGGGUCUUUGUAAGCAAUGUCUGUGUAUUAUGUGUAUAUAUGAGGGACAAAUUUUAAAUUACUGCCUUUUGCCCUGUUUAUUUUUCUGAGUAAUUCCAGAUGUACUUUAGUCUCUCUACUGUCAAAACUUUUAUAUUGUAAAUCUGAUGCUGGUGGCUUUUUGGUUAUUUUGGUUUUUGGUUUGGAUUUUUUUUUUGUGGGUUUUUUUUUUCUUUUUUUUUUUUUUUUUUAAAAAAGCAACGAAAAAACACAAGAAAAAAAAAGAAAAAGGAAAAAACAACAAAAAAAGUCUGCAUCUCUCUAUGUUGUCAGUUUUAGGCUGUAAAUUCCAACUAUCAAUAAAAGCUCAAAAUUCA
This is a messenger RNA of Chiroxiphia lanceolata (lance-tailed manakin), 7850 nucleotides long. RefSeq lists its product as uncharacterized. The transcript is spliced from 2 exons. Bases 5663 to 6925 code for a protein of 420 amino acids. The record is from RefSeq and is a predicted model, not a curated record. NCBI's taxonomy places the organism in Eukaryota, Metazoa, Chordata, Aves, Passeriformes, Pipridae.